UUGCUACCUCAUAAUACGAGCAGAGUGAGAGCUCUUCCGCCGAGCAGAGGGAGGACGAGCGGAGUGGCAGAGGGAAAAUGUCUCCGUUUUCAAAGUCGUUGACAUUGUCAGGCAGGAGAAUAGUUGCAGCUUGUGUACGGCACCGCUCCUCUCUUACAACUGAGCUGAUUGAAAACAUGGAUAAGAAAGCAACCUGGGACCGCUUCUACACUGAGAGCAGCAGUGGGUCAGCCACCUUUAAAAACUUCGAGUGGUUCUUCGGCUUUGACGCUGUCCGAGACUUCAUCAUGCCCCUUUUGCAGACCAAGUCCCACCCAGAUUCUCUGCUCCGAGUGUUGGAUAUGGGCUGCGGCACUUCUGCUUUAGGGCCCUGUAUUUACAGACACUCUCCUCUCCCGGUCCGGGUCACGUGUGCUGACAUUUCCCCCGUAGCUGUGCGACUUAUGCAGGAACACGUCCGAGCCAAAGCCAUUCAACCUCACAAUCCUUCUUCUCAGCUCGAGUUUGCGGAGCUGGACUGCACACAGCUUCACAAGCACUAUUCUCCUACCAGCGUGGACCUCAUAGUUGACAAGGGCACCACAGACGCCUUGUUGAGGUCUAAGGAAGGGAAAGGGAAGGCCGGGCUGGUGCUGAAGCAGUGUUUGAAGGUGUUGCGGAGCUCAGGAUCUCUGCUCCAGUUCUCAGAUGAGGACCCUGAUGUCAGGCUGCUGUGGCUGGAGACUGAGGCACAGGAGCAGGGGGUGAUGGCAGCAGAUGUUGGGGUGCAGGAGGUCGGGGAGCUGAGGGGAGUGUGUUACUACUGCUACCAAGUGACUCCUCGCACUGAUGUAUAGCAGGGUCGUAAUAUCAAAUGAGUAAAUUAUUAAAACACGAUUGUAAAAAA
Molecule: messenger RNA, 886 nt
Organism: Morone saxatilis (striped sea-bass)
Lineage: Eukaryota; Metazoa; Chordata; Actinopteri; Moronidae
Gene: cskmt
Product: citrate synthase lysine methyltransferase
Exons: 2
Coding region: 78-836 (252 amino acids)
Source: RefSeq, a predicted model, not a curated record